AUGGCUUGCAGUAUGGAUGUAAACUGUGGUUCCUGCGUGAGAACCAAUGCAAGAUUAGCUUUGGAGAAGAAGAAAUUACAAGAAUCCGAUAUAGACAGAGCUCUUCGCAAUAUCUUCUCUAUUAGAAUGAGGUUAGGACUAUUCAAUGGUGACCCAAGAAAAUUGGAAUAUGGAGACAUUGCAACAACAGAGGUUUGUAGUAAAAAGCACCAGGAUCUAUCCCUUGAAGCAGCAAGAAAUGGCAUUGUCCUUUUGAAGAACUCUCCCAAACUCCUUCCACUUUCUAAGAAUAAAACCACAUCACUUGCUGUAAUAGGUCCAAAAGCAAAUGAUGCUGAAUUACUUUUAGGUAAUUAUGCGGGCAUUCCAUGCAACAAUGUUUCAUUACUCCAAGGAUUUCAGCGCGUCGUGAAAAACAUAGGCUACCAUCCGGGCUGCAACUUUGUCAACUGUACUUCUGCUGCAACACAUGAAGCAAUUGACGUUGCUAAAAAGGCACAGUAUGUUGUUUUAAUAAUGGGAUUAGACCAGCGUAUGGAGAGGGAGAGCUGGGAUCGCACUGAACUCGGGCUGCCAGGCCAGCAAGAGACUCUUAUUAAAGCAGUAGCCAAGGCUGCUGCUGAACCUGUUAUACUUGUGUUGGUAGGUGGAGGUCCUAUUGAUAUUUCUUUUGCCAAGAACAACCCGAAAGUCGGAGGCAUCUUGUGGAUUGGUUAUCCUGGAGAGGCUGGAGCAGCUGCACUAACACGGAUCAUUUUUGGAGAACAUAAUCCAGGGGGCAGGUUACCAGUGACUUGGUAUCCCAAGGAAUUCACAAAAGUACCAAUGUCAGACAUGAACAUGAGGCCUAACUCAACGACUGGAUAUCCAGGGCGAACAUACAGAUUUUACAAAGGGCCAAAAGUUUAUGAAUUUGGAUAUGGCCUUAGUUACACAAGUUAUUCAUACAAGAUUGACUCUGUCAAUCAUGACAAGCUCUACUUCGACAACCUAACGACAGACAAGGCAAGAAAACAUGGUUCACUACUUAAUGUAGCAGUUUCGGAUAUUGGAUCAGAGGCUUGCAAAAUGGCUAAGAUUUCAGUCAAGGUUGUGGUGAAAAACAAGGGAAAGAUAGCUGGUAAACACCCUGUAUUGUUGUUUCUUAGGCAUCCCAAGGUGAGAGAUGAGGUUCCAAUAAAGCAGUUGAUUGGAUUCAAGAGUGUACGUAUAGAUGCAGGGGAAACGACCAAAAUCAAAUUUGUGGUGAACCCUUGUGAACACUUCACUAGGGCUAAUGAAUAUGGUAUAUCAGUAAUUGAUGAAGGGAAAUAUUAUCUUGUUGUGGAAGAUAAGAAAUAUCCCGUUAUUGUAUUCAUAUGACCCUUUAGAUCACAUAUAGGAGU
Molecule: messenger RNA, 1385 nt
Organism: Nicotiana attenuata
Lineage: Eukaryota; Viridiplantae; Streptophyta; Magnoliopsida; Solanales; Solanaceae
Product: probable beta-D-xylosidase 7
Exons: 3
Coding region: 1-1362 (453 amino acids)
Biological process (GO): arabinan catabolic process; xylan catabolic process
Cellular component (GO): plant-type cell wall
Molecular function (GO): alpha-L-arabinofuranosidase activity; xylan 1,4-beta-xylosidase activity
Source: RefSeq, a predicted model, not a curated record